AUGCCGCCCAGCGACGGGAACCAUAACGCGAGACCCCCAUCGGGAGCCCGGGGGAGCAACAAUCACCAACUCCCCCAGCUUCGCUAUGAUCCAGACAGUGGCAUGACUCGCUACGACCCAUCAGCCACUCGCCUUCCCUCCGAGCCAUCAACAAGUCGUCUUCCCUUUGCGCCACCCUCUCAGUCCAGUGGGUCUCACCACCGCGGCCGGUCGCGAUCACCAGUAAGAUCCCGCCCAACUCACUCCCUCCCCCCACGGCCAAGAUCCCCUGCGAGAUACAGCGAGUCCAAUCGUCACAGCCUUCCCCGUCGACCUGACAGGUCGGACCACUACGUUUCGCUUGAGCGCAGGCGCAGUCCAAGCUUCAGUCACUACAGCCCUCCUCCAGGUCGCUACAGCGAGGCAAGAAGACGAAGCCCGCCCAGCCGAUACAGCCCACCGCCCCGCGACCCAUCAUCUGCCGGAUUUGGCGAACCCCCCGGGCCCAGGCGUCAGAGAGACGGCGACCCCUCGAGCUGGCCGAGCCAUUCCCACACGCUGGGACCCUCGCGCGGACUGAGACAAUCGGAUCAGCCUGCCCCUUCGAGCGCCCCGGUCCCAACCAUCAACGCGAGUGAGCCCAGCGGUUCCGGCAAUCGCCAGCAAGCAUCCCUCACCCCGAGCACGACAGCUCCCGGCAGUGGCCACGGCCUCGUGAGGGGCCCGAACGAAAGCAAGUCGGCGUUCAAAAAGAGGAAAAGGAAGGCCCAUAUCGAGCGUUCAUCACAGCUGGGGCAACGGGGCCAGGCUCAGCAACCUCCACCUCAGACGCAGCAGCAGCAGGGGCAGAAGCGCCCUCAAAAUGCGUCCGAUGGCGAGGAAGGCAGGCAGCCUCAGCGCAAGAGGAACAGGGGUAAGAAGGGCAACAAAGUCCAGACCGACGGGGCGCAGAAUAGCAAGAUUGCUUCGCGCUCGGACUCGGAGCCGUCAAACGAAGAACCUGUUACCCGCAAGCCCACAAAGACGGCUUCUCCACCCCCAACUCAGCGAGCAAUCGAGCUCGGUGGCCAGGUCUGGGCGAUCCCCGAAGUCCGCGCCCGGGUCAUGGCCGCACUGGCAAUGUGGACAGAGUGUGACGGCAAAGACCACACCCUGCCUCUGAUGUCGUUAGACAGGAAGACGUUCGAGAGUGCAGUCGGCGCGCGCUGGAACAUGGUGAGACUCGACAGCAUUGGCUUCGACUUUCUUACAGACAAGUCGCUCGAGGGCGCGGCUGGAUGGCGCCGCGAGAUCUACCGCAAGGCCAUUGCGUCGCUCGAUGUCUCGGGGUGCACUCCCGGCCUCGUGGUCCACGGCCAGACCUUCCCCGGUAUGCCAGAGAUGUUCGAUAUCUUCCCGCGGCUCAUGGUGGUGUCCUGCGAUGACAUGAUGCUGCGCGAUCCUCGGCGUGCCGCGGCGAUUGGGUCCACGAACGGCUCGGGUUUUGGCUGUGCUGCCGAACCGUUAAUCACGCCCGUCCCCGACGGCGCUCCCACGUUCGAGCUGCACGUCAGAAAGAUGUACGGCCUCAUGCCCGGGGAGCCAGAUCCCACUGGCGAUGGCGACCAGAUCCCAACACCUUCCUACGACCUGUCGCCCUAUGGUGCGCUCGCGGACGACAUCCGCGUCAGGUGGUCAUUCACUCUGAAACCGUCCGUAUCGCACGCCAUCGCGCAGGAGUACAGCUGCGACAGCAACGACUUCUUGCAGGCAAGUGAUGCCGAGCUGGCUGCUCUUCCCCUGCCGUCGAUGCUGGAGCUCGACCUGUACACGCUGCACAUCCUGAACGACGGCGGUGACUAUACGCGGGCAUGGACACGCCUGUUGGCGAUCCGACGAGCACGUGGCCUGCACACGUUCCUCAUCAGCUUGGCCGGUCCCAUGGACCUGAAGGAUCUCAAGCGCUCAACCAGAGCGAUCGCAGAAAUGCUGCACCCCUACUUCUGGGUGGGGAUGGACAACCUGCGAAGCAUCGGCGUCAUGAUCGAAUGCCCGGACGACGAGGAGGAAUCGGAAGGCUGCAUCUUCAUAGGUUGCAUGCCCCUACCCGCGCCGGGCGAGAAACGCGCGCCGAACCCGAUCCCGCCCGAGACGACCUCGCUACCGCCCCGCUUCCAGCGUGUCGUGGCUCGGAUGAUCGUUGACGUACCGCCGAUGAUGUUCCCUCAGUUCCGCAUCAUCCAGGCCAAGCUCCCGAACGCGCGCGACGUUGCCCGCGCGAUGAGGAGGUUGUUGGCACUUCGGUCCGACUUCGACUUGUGGAUUGAGAUCCUGUCAAACUCGUACGAGGAUGUCGACCUUCUCGCCCGCGCUUGGACGAGCAAGGUGAUGCAGUUUGCAGAGGGAAUCCAGCACGACAACGGGGAGGACGGGGCAGUGGUUGAGGGGACGUGGGAGACGGACAGCUCUGAUGUGUCAGAGAGUGACUCGGAAGACUCAGAUCCAGAAGAAGUUGAUGGAACGAUUCACGUCAAGGCGGAGCCACAGUCGCCUCAUGUCAAAGCAGAACCCCAAUCACCUCGAGUCAAGACAGAGCCCGCCUCGCCUCGCAUCAAGACGGAGCCGCUGUCUCCGGUGAGCAGAGCGGAGCAUCGAGUGUCCGCCCAAUCCCCCACGCAAGUCAAGCAGGAGCGGUCCCCCACCCCGAGUUGA
Trichosporon asahii var. asahii CBS 2479 is the source of this 2670-nucleotide messenger RNA. RefSeq lists its product as uncharacterized. The record is from RefSeq and is a predicted model, not a curated record. Lineage: Eukaryota; Fungi; Basidiomycota; Tremellomycetes; Trichosporonales; Trichosporonaceae. The transcript is spliced from 2 exons. The coding region runs from base 1 to 2670 and encodes 889 amino acids.